This is a messenger RNA of Paramecium sonneborni, 1037 nucleotides long. Lineage: Eukaryota; Ciliophora; Oligohymenophorea; Peniculida; Parameciidae. The record is from the annotation of a GenBank genome assembly.
GAAAAUAAAAUGAAAUAUUUACUUAUAUUUCUUGCAUUUUCAAUAACUAUUUGCAUUAAAUUAGAACUCCUAGAAGUAUUUCAUCAAUCUAUUGAUUGGUAAGCCAACUAUCAACCAACUUAUGAAAAAUAAAUGAAAAAAUUAGAAAGACAAAUCUAGAUUAUGAAAGAAUAAAGAAGAGCUAAAAAUCAAUAAUGUGAUCGUAUUCAAAGAGGAUUAGAUUUUAUUAUCAAUGAGUAUAGAGUUUAUAUUAAUUAAGAAAGGAAAAAAAUGAAAAAUUUACAUCCUGGUUAACAUCUCGUAUAGCAUAAAACUAAAAUAGAGUUGAAAAACUCAAUUAAAUCAAAUGUUAAAGUAGUUCUUCAUUUUAUGAAACUAUGAAUGAACAAAAUAGAGUUAAUAAAUUAAACUAAUUUUUUGUUAGUUGGAUUAGUAGAGAUUAGAAAUUGCUUCAGUUAUAAGAUACUUAAGCCUUUAUUUAAGAAAUGUAGGUAGAUAAUGAAUUUUAAGAUGCAUUAUUAAUUUUAUCUGGUAUAUGUAAUUCAAUUAAUUUAAGAAUAAAUUAGAUCAUGUAAAUUAUCACCUUUCAAUUAAAAGAAUAUUGAUAGAAGUGAAAGUUCAAGAAGAGAUUUUGAAUAAAAUAUUUUCACUUUAGAAAAAGUAUUGAACUAAAAUAAUGAUUUAAUGGAACUUAAUGAAGUGAGAGUUUAAGAUAAAAUAACUAAGUUUAUACAAUAAUUAGAUAAAGAAACUGAAUAAUUACAAAUUCAUUAUGAAUCUAUAAUGAAAAUAAUUAAUAAAAGUCCUGUUGAAAUUACAUCAAAAUAAAGACUUGAAUAAUGUAAGAAGGAUGUAUUUAGUAUUGAUAAAUUGAUUGAAGCAACAUAAGAAGCUUUAGAAAGAAUUAAAACUUGUGCUCCAAGUGAAAGUAUUAAAUAUUUUUGAACUAUUAAGGUUUAGCAUUUAAAUAAAAGAGAAUUUUAAGUUAGAUAGCAAAAGAAUACUCUUAAGGUGUUGCUAAAUUUGAAUAAAAAUGA